ACCAACAUAGUGGCUUUGCGACCAGCAUGGAUCCAGACCAGCCUGCGCAUCCGCGCAGUCUGGUCAGGAUCCAUGCUGUUCGCUUUCAGAGCCUAUAGCAAUUAGAGAAACUGUUAGCGAACAGCAUGGAUCCUGACCAGACUGCGCGGAUGCGCAGGCUGGUCUGGAUCCAUGCUGGUCGCCAACCCACUAUGUUGGUUUUCUCAUGGCACGACUCACACAUAGAACACUUUAGAUAUUGGACGUGUCUAUUGCUGGAUAGUGGAGUUCUUUCAUGCUACGUAAUGUAGCAGUUACACAACUGGGAAAAACAGGCGGCAAAGUAAAGUGUAUUGGAAAACAUCUUGAGUAUGUGUAUUUUUCUAUUUUUUAUGACUCAGGUAAAAUGGUGAAAUCAUUUGAAGAUUCUUCUUGGUGGUUUAAAUCAGGACUAGUGUUCAAUAUGUUAGCUCUGAUAUUAGGUGCGGUCGGGUUUUUUUUACCUAAUUUCCUAGAAGAAACGGUCAGCGAACACGAAAGGUUAAAUAGUGGACUUUGGCAAACUUGUACUAACAACAAAUGGAAUGGCCUUGAAUGUCAGGAUAGUAUAUUUAUAGAUACAGACUGGUUUCUGGGUGUUAAAGUAUUGCAGUGCAUAGGCCUAGCAGCGACCGCCCUCACCACGUUGAUAUCAUUGGCAUUACUGCUUGCUGUGACGAACCAAAGAUUGGCGAAGGCAAAUGUGACUGUCUGCUUUGCUGCAUUGUCAGCUGUCGGCACUAGCACAAUUUUAUCAAUAAAAAUGCUACUGGUCACUCCCGAGAAUUCAGACUAUACCUCCCGGUAUUUGGGAAUAUCUUUUUACUUGUGUGUAUUUGCUACAUGUUCUCUACUAACUGCGUGGAUCGUUUUCAUUGUUGACCAAUGGAAGACAAACUGAACACGUCGAUAUAUUCAGGAUAUACCUCUAAAUUUAUUACUAGACAGAUGUGCACGCUUUUUACAGAUGUACUUUUUCAGACAGAAAACUGUCGUAAACACUUUAAUAGCAGUGACUACCUCAUUUAUUUAUUUAUUACCAGGAAGUACUACACAAGCAUUACAACAACAUGUCCCAGGAAGUUGUACACAUGGGGCAAAAGAAGCUAUGAAUAGACAAAUAUAUGUGAUCAUAAUACAUUUGACGUAUAUUAAGAUAUUGUUAUUGGACAAAACAAACUGAUUACCUGAAGUUGGGCACUUGGGGGCUAUAGAACCUGUGUUUAGACAGAUAUAUAUAUGAUCGCGAUACAUUUGUCUUAGGAAAUAUGUUUAUUGCAUUUACAUUGUAUAAUAACAUAUGGUUAUUGAACAAAACUAGCUGUUUAUCUCAGGAAGUUGUAACGUUGGGAUAUAGAAGCUAUGUUUUAGACAGAUAGAUAUGAUCGCAAUACAUUUGUCUUAGAAAUAUUGUAUAUUGCAUUUAUAUUGUAUAUUAAGAUAUUGUUGCAAGACUAAACUAACUGUUUAUCUCAGGAAGUUGUACUAAUGGCAAGUAUACAUCUGUAUACUGCUUUUAUCCAAACACAAAUUACUAUAUGAUUAAAAUAACAAAUAAUUUAUAUAUCUAGACACUUACAAGUAUACUUAUCUACAUCAGGAAGAUGUUCACAGAUGUAGUUGAGCAUUUUAGCAAUCAGACAACUAGAACAGUUUUUGUACAAAGCUACCUAUACAUUUUAUUACAUGCUUUUUUAGGGUAAAUAAAUAUUAGAUUGAAAUAUAUUUUGUACUUUUACAGUAAAAACAGAUCAAAUAUAUUUUCACUAGUAAGAAACUAUAAUUGGGCAAAUUUGGUCAAAACAAGAAAUAAAAAGAGCAUAUGUUUGUUUUAAAUGCAAGUUCAAAAACACUUUUACUCAUCAAAACCAUAUAUUAUAUUUUCACUCGUGAAAGAUAUUUCAAUCUUACACUGAAACAAACACAUAUCCUCUAUAUUAGGCACAGUUUUAAAACGUCGGUGUCAAUGCAUCCACUGGAUCUUCAUGAAAAAAUAACGCACACCAGCAACAACAGCUUUUAAAAGAAAAUUCUCACCAAACCUGGACUCAUUGCUAUUGUUUUUUCUUGUCCCUUUGGGAUAAUUGACCCAUUGUGCACGCAUGCGUGGGGCAUAUGUGGACUUCCGCUACCAGCAAAAGCUGGAAAAGUCUCCAUAUUUAUUAAUUUGUGUCGGUGUGACCUUUACCCCACCCUUUCAUCCCCCUAACAAAAACACUACUUUCCAAGAGGAAUUCGGAUAAACAUACAUAUUCCAUUUUCAUUUACUAUUAAUCUUUAUCAGAUACCGGUGGAAAUUAUGUCAAAUAUUGGUAAAGAUUUGGUUUUGGAUGAAGGAAUUUUGAUAUUUACGUCACUUACCUAUCAUGGUUAUCGUAAUGUUCCGUUUGCUUUCAUCUUUGUGUUUUAUAUAAAAACAUAUAAAAAAGUGCCGUUUUUACUCAUUUUUCAAGGUAUGUUAGAUGUUAUCCUACUUAAGCAAUAAAUCAAAAUCGUUCCAAAAUCAUAAAAAUGAUAUUUUGAUAUUAAAAUUACGAGAUAAAGCGCUGGAGGAUCAUUACAAUGUAAUCAUUUUAUUUGAUUUAUCUUAUUUUAAUGUUAGUUGUUGAGAACGUCAUAUAUGUACUAAAUAUGUUACACGGAGAUGCCAUAGAAAUACUUUUUCUUUACCUGCUAAUAUGUUGUUUUAAUUGAAAAGUUUAGAUUUACCUUAUAACUGGCCUGUCUAUACUUUGUACUAUUGACCGGUGUAUAGUUCAACAGUAAAUUUUAUUUUGCGAAAGUCGGAAUUUAAGAAUAAAGAUAGGAAAAUAUAUUUUGAUACCAUGUAUUAAAACGCGCCCUGAAUGGCUUGCCGGUCAUUAGUCAAAUAUAUUGGCCACCGGUCUUUCUAAGUUUGGGCAAUACUUUUGACUGUUGCUCUGUUUAACUGUAAUAUAUCUAUACCCUUAUUCUAUAAAUUGUAGACAUAAACAUCAGAUUAAAUUAAUGUUAAGGCAAUGCUCAUAUUUCUUUUCGUGUAGUUGUAAGACUUUUUUGUUAACUUGUUAUUUUUAAAACUGACUUGAAAAGGGAUGCGGCAAUCAAAUCUUUUUGAUCAGCUUUUAGAGCUAGAAAUACCAAGAUGCGUCAAAACUGAAUUGGACAAUAACCAUAUCAUAGUUGCAUAAAUUAGUAUACUUUUUAAGUUCCUAAAGGCGAGGAAUGUUUCAGAUAGAUUGGCCCCUGGACUAUUUUAACAUACAAAACACAGAUCAUGCAAUAAUAGUUUGUUACCGUUGACAAAUAGCUUGGGAUGUUGAAUUUACCUUGGGGGGUUCAAAAGUAAACGAAGGCUCAAAUAGAAUUCGUAGAUCUAGUUAACUUAUUUACAUUCUAAACAUGCUAAAAUACCAAAUAUCUCAAUGUGGAUUUUCACACCAUGGCAGAGACUCAUUCACAUUAUCAAAGGAAAACUAGAAGCCAUGUAGGCAGGAACGUCUAAGUCUUAUACACUCAAACCUGUCUAUAAAGACCACCCUUUGGAGAGCCAAAAUGUGGUCUUUAUUGGGAGGUGGUCUUUAUUCAUAGGUUAAA
Mercenaria mercenaria is the source of this 3594-nucleotide messenger RNA. RefSeq lists its product as uncharacterized. The transcript has 3 exons. Lineage: Eukaryota; Metazoa; Mollusca; Bivalvia; Venerida; Veneridae. The record is from RefSeq and is a predicted model, not a curated record. Bases 275 to 919 code for a protein of 214 amino acids.